AUGGAGAGGGCUGCAAAAAUUAUUAGAAGAUCAAUCUUUGUUUUACUGAAAGAUUUUCACUAUUACAUCACCAACCCAGUAAUCCUUUUGCUUCCCUUCUCAGCUUCAGUUCUCUUGUUUCAAUCUUGUUCACAAACCAAAUCAAUUUUCCCUCUUACAAGAAUUUCUCUUCUUGAUCUGAAUUUUUCUCAAGUGAUAUUCAGCUAUGUUAUCAGUCUCCCUUUUGCUCUGUCCUCUCUUGUGGUCGCAAAAGCAUCCAUAAUAAAAAAUCUACAUAGCCAUGAUCAACAUAAACCUGCUGUUUCAUCACUUUACAAGCCUCUUGUUUCAACAUAUCUUUGCAAUACAAGUCUUUUCCUUCUUCUUGUUGUUGCUUCCAAUUUUGUAGAAAAAAUUUAUGGGUUAUCAUCAAAAAGUCCUCUGUUUGUGCUGGCAGCUGGAGUUGUCCUCUAUAUGGUCUUGACGAAUGCCAUGAUCAUUGGCAACUUAGCUUUGGUUGUAGCAGGGAUGGAUGAUUGCAGUGGGUACAGGGCUAUACACAGGGCGUGGCUGGUUAAGCAGGGAGCAAAUUCAAUGGCCUUGUUGUUGGCUCUUCCCAUCAAUCUGGGAUUUGUUGCUAUUGAAUCUCUGUUUCAGUACAGAGUUAUAAGGGCUUAUCAUCUCUCAAGAAGGGCUAAUGCGUCCAUGAUUGUGGAAGGAUGGUUAAUUUCCAUUAUGUUUUCUCUUCUUAUAGUGCUUGACACAAUUGCUUGUUGCUUGAUCGUCAAGAGCUAUGAAUCAGAUCGGGUUCAAAUUGAGAUUGUGAAAGAGGAUAGGAGAAUUUCUGGUAGUUUACAAAGUUUAGAUGAGCUUCUUUGA
Manihot esculenta (cassava) is the source of this 858-nucleotide messenger RNA. RefSeq lists its product as uncharacterized. Bases 1 to 858 code for a protein of 285 amino acids. NCBI's taxonomy places the organism in Eukaryota, Viridiplantae, Streptophyta, Magnoliopsida, Malpighiales, Euphorbiaceae. The transcript has a single exon. The record is from RefSeq and is a predicted model, not a curated record.